This is a messenger RNA of Scleropages formosus (Asian bonytongue), 3453 nucleotides long. Its product is annotated as collagen alpha-1(XXI) chain. NCBI's taxonomy places the organism in Eukaryota, Metazoa, Chordata, Actinopteri, Osteoglossiformes, Osteoglossidae. The transcript is spliced from 29 exons. The coding region runs from base 244 to 3054 and encodes 936 amino acids. The record is from RefSeq and is a predicted model, not a curated record.
CCCCACACGUGGACAGUAUAAGUGGCGCUCGGGAGCGCCGCAUGGCUCUGGGUGCGAAUCUCUGUACCUGCGGCUCGCGCGCGCUCCUCCCAUCGCCCCUCAGCGGCAUCAUCAUCAUCAUCAUGACACCUUCCGCGGCUCCUCGGCGCUCAUGACAUUAUUCAUUUAUCCUGCUCCCGCACGCUGAGAGGUUAGAGAAAUUGGACCCACAGUUUGAACGUGUGUUUGAGAAAGCAGCGGAGGAUGUUAUGCUGUAUGGCAGUGCUCCUUUUCUUGCCCUUUAUAAAUGGAUCAGAGGAAGAGGAUGACAUCCGAGCCGGCUGCAGCACAGCUGUGAAUGACCUUGUGUGCAUCAUCGACGGUUCCUGGAGUGUUGGUAUUUCUGACUUUGACACGGCCAAGCACUGGUUGGUCAACAUCACCAGUGGCUUUGACAUUGGCUCCCAGUAUACCCAGGUGGCUGUGGUCCAGUACAGCGACACACCCCGGCUGGAGAUCUCGCUGGGCCAGCACCGGAGCAGCGCAGAGCUCAUCCAGGCCAUCCAGGCCAUCAGCUACCUGGGCGGUAACACGCAGACAGGCCGAGCCAUCAAGUUUGCUACUGACCAUGUUUUCCCCUCCUCUGCCCGUUCUCACGCUGCCAAGAACCGCAUUGCUGUGGUGGUGACUGAUGGCAAGUCCCAGGAUGACGUGGUUGAUGCCAGCAUGGAGGCUCGGGCACAGAACAUCAUCCUGUUCGCAGUGGGUGUGGGCAGGGAGAUUGAAAGUUCAGAACUGGUGUCCAUCGCCAACAAGCCCUCCUCUACCUAUGUGCUCUAUGCUGAGGACUACAGCAACAUCGAGCGCAUUAGGGAUGCCAUGGAGCAGAAGCUUUGUGAGGAGUCAGUAUGUCCUACACGGAUUCCCGUGGCCUCUCGGGAUGAGAAAGGGUUUGAGCUGAUGCUGGGUAUGAAGAUUCACGAGAAGGCUGAGAAGAUUCAGGGCUCUUUGCUGUCAGAGUCAGCCUACCUUCUGAAAUCACAAGUGGACAUCUCCGAGAACACUAGGGAGAUCUUUCCAGAAGGACUCCCUCCUUCCUAUGUGUUUGUGGCCACUCUCCGCCUCAAGGCCCCCGGUUACCGGGAGGCAUUUGAUCUGUGGAGGGUGUUGUCCAAAGAUGGGGACACUCAAGUUGCUGUGACUCUCAGUGGAAGAGACAGAUCUGUUGUGUUCACCACGACCAGCAGUGCCGGCGAGGAGCAGUCAGUCAUCUUCAGCCGUCGUGACCUCAAGAAGCUAUUUGAUGGAGACUGGCACCAGCUGAAACUGCUGGUGAAACCUCGUCAUGUCGUCUGUUUCGUGGAUGACAUGCAGGUAGAGCAGCACCUGCUUGAGCGGGUCAUGCCCAUCUACAUCAACGGAAGGACGCAGAUCUCCAAGAAGGCAGAGAGUGAGGAAACAGUCCCUAUUGAAAUUCAAAAACUGCGGCUCUACUGUGACCCUCAGCAAAGCGAAAGGGAGACGGCAUGUGAAAUCUACUCUGUGGAUGAUGAAAGGUGCCCUUUGGACCGGUUGCCCAGUGUGGAGGAGUGUGACUGCCUGAAUGGCAACCCUGGACCCCCUGGCCCCCAAGGACCAGUGGGUGUCCGUGGAGAGAAAGGACUCCGAGGGGCACCUGGGAUGCCAGGGCGAAAGGGUGAAACAGGAUUUCCUGGCCCAAGGGGACAUCCAGGUCUGAGGGGUGACAAAGGUGAGAGAGGAACUCAAGGCCCCCCAGGGAACCAAGGGCCUCCAGGACCCAUGGGGCCAGCUGGUUCAACAUUAGAAUCAGACAGCAUCCAAAUACCAGGAGAAAAGGGAAGUCAAGGGGAAAAAGGAACACCAGGGUUCCCAGGUCUGCCAGGACCAAGGGGGGAACCCGGUGUUCCUGGCCAAGAUGGAGCUCCUGGGCCAGUGGGGCAGAAGGGAGAAAAAGGAGCCCAUGGGUUUCCGGGGGUUGACGGGCAGACAGGAGUUCCGGGUAUGCAGGGCCCUCCUGGGGAGCCAGGGCCAGCGGGACCUCGGGGGGAAAGGGGAGUGCCUGGAGUCAAAGGGAUGACUGGGCCAAAAGGACCUCCGGGGAUUCAGGGUCCGGUGGGUGCUCCUGGACAUGAUGGACGAAGUGGCCCAAAGGGGAGUUCUGGGGAGCGUGGGACAGCCGGAUUUCCUGGGCUGCCGGGACAGAAGGGACUCCAAGGGGAGCCUGGGACACCAGGGUUGCCAGGUGCCAUGGGAAUGCCAGGAUUCAAAGGUCAUAAGGGUGAACCGGGUGCACCUGGUCCUAAAGGAAGUCAGGGUGACAGAGGCAGCGAUGGUGCCCCGGGGGCCCCUGGCACACCAGGUGAAUUUGGACUGAAGGGAACCAAAGGAGAGAAAGGUGUAGCAGGAGACCCUGGGACCAGAGGGUUUGAAGGAAAGAAGGGAGACAUUGGUCCAAUGGGAAAUGUUGGACCACGUGGGUCUCCUGGUCAAGAUGGGUUACCAGGGCAACCUGGUGUACCUGGAUAUCCAGGGAAACCUGGAAAACCACCAUCAGAUGAGCACUUGAUGAAGCUUUGUAGUAAUGUGCUGCGCAAUCAGUUGCCUCAGCUGCUUCAGACUAUGGGGCCAAGGAGUUGCCAGCCUUGCGAAACAAUCAAUGGACCCCGUGGCGAACCUGGGCCUCCUGGUCCUAAAGGCCCAGCUGGACCCCCAGGGUAUCCUGGCAGAACUGGAUCCCAGGGUUACCCUGGCCCCCCAGGCAUCCAGGGGCCCCAAGGCAUAAAAGGAGAUACAGGACCUAGGGGGCUGAAGGGUUCCAAAGGCGAAUCCCACCCUGGAUUGCCUGGCCCUCCUGGACCAAUAGGUCCCCAGGGCCCUCGUGGCCAAGCUGGAGAGGGUCUUCCAGGGCCAGUUGGAAGCCCAGGAAACACCGGAGCACCUGGAAACCCAGGCAAACGGGGUCCCCCUGGCCCUGCUGGAGUGUGCGACAUGUCCUUAUGCUACCAGGCUUAUAGUACCAGGGAGAACCGCUUCAGCAAAGGGCCAAAUAUCUAGUGUAACAAGAGGAUUCGAGAAAAUUUCACCUCCUUAUGAAGAGGAACCCACUUGGUCAGAACUUAGUGGGGUACUGGAGGUUAUCUGCAGUGAAGAAAGGGAAGUUACUGAAACUCAAGAAGAAAUGAGUCAUUGUGAUCCAGUUAAUACUAUGUGAAAAAAAUGGGCUUGUUUUUUUUAAUGUAGUUACUGAACAAAAAGAAGAUUGUUUUAUGUGUGUAUAUAGUCAGUGCACUGCCUUAGUUGAGCUACCUCUGUGCUAAACUCAAGGCCAUUCAUAUUACAGUGGUUUACUGUACAUGCAGCAUGUAUUUCAGAUUACUUAGGAAAAAUCAUUUUCUUCAUUUGAGUAAACCAAGUGUAUUUUCCUCUUUCCUUUUUUACAUGGCGGCUUUCUUG